AAAUAGGAGAGUUAAAAAUAAAUAACUCUCCCCAAGGCAGUACUUGUAGGAAUCUUCUCAUCAGUAAAUGAGAGUGUGUUUUUCAUUUUUAUAUUAAUUUAUAUUAGUGCUGUCAUCAAUGAAUGCAUUUGCACAGAAAAAAUAGAAGCAACUGAGAAACGAGAGGAAGAAUUGUUUUUAUGAUUAUACAACAAUCACUUAGAAAAGCCUUUUCCUUUGUAUUGCGUACUAUAUAAUUAUCGUGACAAUCAUCUGUGAACAACAAACUGGUUUUGCAGCAGCUGUGAAAAAAAGAUGACAAUGUGGCUUUUUAUACUUUUUUAUUCAUCUUUUGUAUUACAAAAAUCCGCAACUGCAAAUGAAUUAGUAACAGUGAAAGAAGUGGCAGCUGGACACUUGGCUGAGCUUCCUUGUUUAAGUAUUGAUGAGGAACAUCGUUUCAUGUUCUGGCAAUUUGGAACUAACAAUGUUAUUGGUCCAGGGAAUCCUUUAAAUGAAAAAAAAUAUAAUUAUGAAGUAUUGACUGGCCUGCUUCAAAUUAGAGGUGUGUCGACGGCAGAAUCUGGGUUUUAUAAAUGUUUUUCAAAAGGCUUAUUUGAUGAUUCUCAAUUAAAAGUUCAUUCUGUUGAAUUGAUAGUUACAAACGAUUGGGAGCAACUAUGGGAAAAUGAUUUUGAGACAAAUCUAUUACGAGGAAUGACUGCUGUUAUGGUAUUGGUGGUUGCAAUAGCUGUUGUUCUUCUAAUUAUUACUGUUAAGAGAAAAAGGAGUCAAAGAUUCUUUGAUCUGGAGGAAUCGAGAGAAAAUUCUCCAGUACGCUAUACGCCAGAUAAUACACCGGGUGUUUCAUCAGGCAUCGAAAACAUUGGAAUGGAUAAUGCUGUUUUUGACGUCGAUUUCCCUAAAGUGUUUAAACAAAUGCAAAAGUAACCAGCGAUAUCAUAAGUAGUUGUAUUAUAACACAAAAUAUUAUUAUAUUUUAUUGUUUUUCUUUAUUUUUAAAUGUAUAUUUUGCAAUAGAUUAUAUUCGAUAUCUCUCUCUUAUUAUAGAGAUAGAGAUCUCUCUCUUAUUAUUUCUAUAUUCAAAUAACAUUUAAUUAAUUUUUGCAAUAAACGUAGAAACAUCUUGUAAUAACUCUAUAUUUAUUCAAAAUAAAUAAGUUUAAACUCAA
Solenopsis invicta (red fire ant) is the source of this 1172-nucleotide messenger RNA. RefSeq lists its product as uncharacterized. The transcript is spliced from 5 exons. The coding region runs from base 295 to 930 and encodes 211 amino acids. Lineage: Eukaryota; Metazoa; Arthropoda; Insecta; Hymenoptera; Formicidae. The record is from RefSeq and is a predicted model, not a curated record.